Molecule: messenger RNA, 372 nt
Organism: Cicer arietinum (chickpea)
Lineage: Eukaryota; Viridiplantae; Streptophyta; Magnoliopsida; Fabales; Fabaceae
Source: RefSeq, a predicted model, not a curated record
AUGAAUAAUUCUUCAGCUCAUUCGCAAAGUGUGGAGGGUACUCAAUCUACACAAAGAAAUGGUAGGCGUGGUACACGUAUGACAAAGUUGAAACGUAAAUAUAUGAUAGGUAAGAAGUUAUCAAUUGAUUUAUAUCCAUUGACUGGAUUACCUUCGGGGAUAAAUAGAAAAAACUUUAAGGGUCAUGUUGCUUCCCUUGCUCGAAGCUUUGUCAGUAUUUUGGUGGAUAAUUGGGAUGACGUAGAUAGCGACUUGAAAAAUCAGAUAUGGGAAGCUAUUAAGGUGAAAUGGGAUGUUCCUGAUUCUGAUUUUUUGAAAAAGAAAUGGAUUUCAUAUGCUGGUGAACGUUGGAGGUCACAAGUCUCCUCUUAA